AUGAAGAGGAUCUUCAAGGGUCAUUCGCCCUGGGGCUUCCUGAGCUUUAGGCAUGCCGAGAACCAAGAACCUCCCAGGUACCUCACUGGGUACACGCCUGUGAAAAGGAUCCACAAAGCUGCAAGCGUGGGCGACAUACCCCAAGUGCAGAAAUUGCUCGAAUUUGGGAAUAUUGAUGUGAACAUUACAGACCGGAAGAAAAGGACCGCUCUGCACUAUGCCUGUGCUCACGGCCAGUCAGAAAUGGUGAGCCUCUUGCUGUGGUACGACUGCAACAUCGAAGCCCGAGACCGAGAGGAAAGCACAGCUCUGAUCAAGGCCACACAGCGCCAGCAUGAGAUCUGUGUGAAGAUCCUUCUGGAAAACGGCGCGGACCCAAACGCCGUCGAUGUUUAUCAUAUCACGGCCCUCCACUACGCGGUCUACAACAACGACACGGCCAUAGCCGCCAAGCUUCUGUCGUUCAAUGCAAACACUGAAAUUAAGACAAAGAAUGGCUACACGCCGCUCAUCCUCGCAGUGCUGGAAAACAAACAGGAGAUGGUGGAACUCUUGCUGCGGGCUGCGGCCAACAUAAACGCCGUGGAUAACUGCAAGAGGUCCGCCCUCAUACAUGCUGUGAGAAUUCAGUCUAAAAACAUGAUCAGCCUUCUUCUCCAGCAAGGUGCUGACCCAUCUUUGGUGGACAUCUAUGGAGCCACUGCACAAAGCUAUGCUGUUUUCGAAACCUUUCAAGUGCUUUCCCAAAGCCCCGGUCCCGGUCCUGAGCUUACAACAAAAGAGGACAAACAGAGUUUUGACACUAAGGAUGGCUGCAUACCACAUUCACACCACAUCAAGGAAGACAACCAAGGGAUGGAGGAAAACACAGAUGACAAGCUGGAGAGCUCCGCCCAAAGACGUAGUAACUCUGAACCCACAGAAGACGAUGAACCUAGCUUCAGUACCAAGCCUCCUGUGGCCCAGUCACCCAUGUUCACCGAGUCCAGCCUCUGGGUUGGCUAUCCUGCAGACUGGCCUGAACCCGUUAAGUUCUCCAGGCAACCAGCAGUCUACAACCCAACCGAAUGGAGGGAAGACAUGGAAUCCCGGUCAGUUCCUCAAGAGGAAAGCAAACAGCAGGUGGCAAUCUUCCCGGAGGGAAAGGAGGCAGACGCACAGACACAAGAGCUGCUGAGCAGGGUUUUCAAGGAGUCUGGUGACAAUGAUCCCAACUUCCCAGCAAUAGAGAACACUAAGGAUGAACUGGUGUCACUUUUAGCCCCUCUGGAGGAAAACAAACCACAGAUGACAGAAUUUCCAUUAAUUGAAGCUGCCAAGUUCCAGACAGAUGUCCAGCUGGACAGACAAGGUGUUUUAAAAGUUGAAGAAAAGGGACUUGAAAUUUGCCAAGACCGCAAUCUAGAAGCGGCUGAAAGUGCUGAGUCCUAUUCAAUGCUAAGGUUCUCCACCAACCGUGAUAUUAGUGACCCUGAGCCCACAACAAGAAAGGAUGAACUUAAGUUGGAUACAAAGGACAAAGAUGGGUUAGAGAAACAUCCCCUGGCAUCCAGAGCAUCCCAGCAUCAAGCCAAGAAACUGAGCCUUCCACCUUCACAGCUCCAGGAAAGACCUCAGGAGACAGAGAUGGACACGACUUCUGAUGAGGAAGAUACAUCUGGACUUUCAAAAUCUGCUAACGGUCAAAUGCCUGGGAGAAAGUUGAGGGAAGGAGAGAAACUGGAGGGCAAACAAACUGCACAACGUGUCAUAAACAAGCCAACCCAGAAGGGUGGUGAGCUCUAUGAAGGUGUGAAAGCCAAUGUUUACCACAAGGAAGAGCAACCACCUGAUGUCUCAGGAAAAGCUCACCUGAAGUCAGUCCCCACUAACCUGGCCUACAAUAUGCUUGACUGUGGCGACAGAGAUGUGACUGCAGGGUUGGUCUCUGCAGCACUGCGGUCCUUUCCCAGACAGAAGGAAGGUGGCCUUGGAAAUGCCUUUCCAUCUCCCUCAUCCUCAUCCUCUCGGAUCGUGGAGUCCAGUGGCCAUUCACUUACUAAGUUUUCCUUAAUGAAAAAUAAAUUAGACUGUGAAAAUAACACGUCUGAAUUGGAAGAAUCUUUUCAUAAAAGAAAGGAGAAAUCUUCUAAAAAUGCCGAAAGCAGAAAGGUAAGAGGUAAAUGCCCAGAAGUGCGUGUGGGUGAAAAGCAAGAAGGCCAAGAGUUCAAGGGCCAGUUGCAAAAGUGUAUGAAACCAAAACGCACGGACGGGCAGUUAGAUAUCGGACACAUGCACAAGUCCAGUGAUGCCAGCAGGCUUUCAAACGCCAAAGAAAGGAGUCACGUGAGCGAAAUAAAAAGUUGGGGUGAUUCUAUCCUUCAUGUAAGCGACAUGUACGGGAAAAGUCAAGGCACACAGGACUUGUCCCCGAAGCCACUGCCCUGCAAAGGCAAUUGCGAAGCCCCUGCAUGCACCUUGGGACUCGCCAGUGAUGCGCCCCCUGGUGGCCGGACCGCAAGGGCGUUCGGGGCUGAAGAACUGCAGAACAGGCUCUCGGACAGCGAGUUCCGGAUAUUGGAGGAAGAGAUCCUGGCCUGGGAGAAAGUCCACCUUGAAAACGAGAGUGUCUCUGAGAAUCUGCUAAAGAAGUGCGAGGGGAUUAUAUCUGAUGCCACAGAUCAACAAGAACAUUAUCUAGAAACAGUCCAGGCAGCAGCGGAAACAGACUCUGAGGGGACCUCACAGCCAGAGCAGAAGGAUCUUGACAGCAGUGAAAGUCCCCAGCUGUCGGAUCCAGCCCUCUCCAAGACGUGUCCCCAAACACAGAACACACCUGUGGAUCCAAGCACACCGACCUGUCCCCUGUCUGAGAAGGACAGCAAGCAAAUUCACACCCCACCUUUGCAUCUGAAGAGAAUGUCUGAAGACCUCGAAAUAGACAAGAAACUUGACAGAGAAUGUGCACCCGGACAUCCCGAAGUCCCUUCAGUGAAAGCUCAUGGGAGAGAGUCUCUCACCCGAGACACGGUAGGGAGUAACGGGGAGCCAAAAAGCAGCUCUGAGCUGCAGCACUCGGCUGGGGAUGCGUUGGAGAACAUCGGUCCUGUGGAGGAACCACUUCCGGGUAACUGUAGAAGAACUCAGUUCAAGGUUGAAGAAAUAACCAAGAAGCAGCCGAGUGUGGAAUCAGAGGAACCAGAGAACCUGUGUCUUACGGUCGCUGGGUUUAAUGACAACCAGUUGGUUUUCGAAAGGAACGGUGGAAAGACUGGGGAGCUAUUUCCUGCUGAAGAGAAAGAUGAGCUUCCCAAGAGUGUUCCUGACUCGUGGAUAAAGGAAGAGAAGUCCAGUGAGAAGGAAGCAUGGGGCCCCCCGGAGCCUGUGGUCACACCAGUAUUUGAGGAGUCCCCUCCAGAAGCUGCUGGUCUGCUGCCGCUGAAGGAUGGCCACCUUCUCACUAAAAUGGAUCCGGUUGAAAGAAGGCUGACAAAGAGAGACGCUAAAGAAAAGAACAAGACAGGAACCCAAGUAAAUGAAACGGAAGAAGGCAGCCGUGGAUGUGAGCCUUGUGCGACAGCCUCAGGCCGGGGUUCUCGCAUCCCGAUGAAGCUCUGGGACACGGCUCGCUCAGACGAAAGACUGGCAAAGCUGAGGAAGAGUCACUGUGAGCUGCUUACGAGAAAACUUGGAAAAGUGGGAGACAAGGCCAGCGGAGUGCAGAGAGAACAGACAGAAAUUAAAAAACCAAAAUCCUGGUCACGGCAUAAAGAAGUGGCAUGGGGCGAGCUCUGUGAUUUGAGGUUCCCCCUAAAGCAAGAUGAGAAACAAGAAAAUGUCGAGUUUAUGUUUCCUCAAAAGAAACCACGGUUACGAAGGGAAGAGGAACAACAUGGCGGGAGUGUGGAGCGUACUCAGCGCCCUGAAAUCAGGACCGUGAUCUCGGAACUGAAGGCCCUAGAAAAAGAUUUGAGACAGUUGCACAAUCUGAAAGAAAGCUGGGAGACUACCUAUUACAAAUACCUACACAUGGUUGUGAAACUUCAGUUUAUCGAGCAGGAGCUAAUAGCGAUAAAAACAGAGCAAAAGAAGUGCGGGCACCUGCUCGAGAACCAGAAGAACUUGGAAAAAGAAGUGCUCGACUUGAAAAGUUGGAUGAGGGAGAUCGAGACCCAAGCAAGAGAUCAAAACAACAUCAAAAUUUUAAGAGACACCAACGAUGCGGCAAUGAUACACCAGAUGGAUCUCAGAAUUAAGAACAUGGAAUCUCAGCUAGCCAUGACAGGAGCUCAGCAACAUGAAGGAGAGAUGUCAAAAUACAAGCCCCACCAUGCAGAUGAAGAGGGAUGUCAAAAUAGAAGCCCCACCAUGCAGGAGAGAGUAGCAUGGCCCAGCCAGUGAGAACAGAGCUGGGGGAGCAAGCCA
Rattus rattus (black rat) is the source of this 4404-nucleotide messenger RNA. Its product is annotated as ankyrin repeat domain-containing protein 26-like. Gene Ontology annotation, molecular function: protein binding. The record is from RefSeq and is a predicted model, not a curated record. Lineage: Eukaryota; Metazoa; Chordata; Mammalia; Rodentia; Muridae. The transcript has 27 exons. The coding region runs from base 1 to 4380 and encodes 1459 amino acids.